Messenger RNA from Fundulus heteroclitus (mummichog), 3688 nucleotides. It is a transcript of the gene adm2a, whose product is annotated as adrenomedullin 2a. Bases 202 to 699 code for a protein of 165 amino acids. The record is from RefSeq and is a predicted model, not a curated record. Gene Ontology annotation, biological process: adenylate cyclase-activating G protein-coupled receptor signaling pathway; positive regulation of heart rate; regulation of systemic arterial blood pressure. Gene Ontology annotation, cellular component: extracellular region. Gene Ontology annotation, molecular function: hormone activity. NCBI's taxonomy places the organism in Eukaryota, Metazoa, Chordata, Actinopteri, Cyprinodontiformes, Fundulidae. The transcript is spliced from 2 exons.
UGCAUUUUUUUUCUCCAUCUUUUAAAGGUUUCAUUCAGAUCUCCAGUUUACCAAAGUUGGACAUCUGAACGCAGCAUCAACCCUUUUUAUUAUUGUUUUAUUCACUGAUCUCCCUCCAUUUUUGGACCGAGAGUCAGUGAGGUGCCCUCCCCUCCUACCCCACACAGAGAGAGGGUGUAGAAAGUCGAAGCGUGCCCGGAGAUGCGGUUCUUCCUGCCGCUCGGCGUGUAUUGCAUCAGCCUGCUCUCCCUGCAGCAGCUGUCGGCUUCACCGGCCGGGGAGCGUCCUGACGCAAGCAGACUGUCUCAUCCUACCACCCAGGAGAAGGAGGUCACCACUCCCUCAGAAGACCAGCCAAGCAAUGCCCCAACAUCUCCAGCUGCAAGCAAACUCCAAAAAUGGCUGUCAAGCAUCCAGAGGCACCCGCCGGCUUCAGGCGCUUCGUCAUCUCCCGGCCUGACGUGGGAACAGCUCAUUAAGGCCACUCGGAUCAACCGAAGGGCUAAGAGAUCCCAUGGCCACGGACAUUUGAGAGGGGGGAAAAACCACUCCAAGCAUGCCCAGUUGAAGAGAGUGGGUUGUGUCCUGGGAACCUGCCAAGUACAGAACCUCAGCCACCGUCUGUAUCAGCUCAUUGGCCAGAACGGCAGAGAAGAAUCAUCUCCCGUUAACCCGAGGAGCCCUCACAGUUACGGAUGAAGUACGCAGCACCUAUAACAAGCCUACCGGUAUCUCCCUUUAUUUGGGCUUUAAUGUAUUCGAUUUAGCUUUUGCAUUUAAGAUUGAUCUAGUCCACAGACAGCUCGACUUAUCUUAGAAAUCUCCUGCGUGAUUGUUUGAUGGGUUCUGAGCAUUUUUAUUUUUCAAGCAUCACAAUGGACCAAAUCAACUGCAAGGCUCGACAAGGUCAAUCCUGAAAAAACGUGGACAUUAAGACAUUAUCGUCUUCUUGAUUCUUUGUCUUGAAUGCUCAAAGAAAGCAAAAAGCUCCGUUUGAGACCUUUUAAUCUUGUUAAGUUAAGAAGUGAGCUGUUACUGUAAUGCCAUCCACUGCAUGGCAUUAAUCUCUAUUGCAUUGGGUAUCUUGCUGUUCACUGCUCAGACACUUAAGCCCUUGAUGUGGAUUAGAAGCAGCACCACGAGCUGGGGUCCUCUCAACAUAGGUGCAUUUCUAAAGGCCUUUCCAGCAUCCAAAUGAACUCUUUUACCUCUCGAUCAGCUUUGAAGUUCAUCCGCAGUUUGAAGAACUCAGAGAUCACCGUAAUAGUCCUUGAGUUUUGCAUCUGAACUAGGAAUUUACCUCUCAAAAGGACUUUAUGUUUCGAGACUCAUUUUUAAGUCUGAGACCACCCACAACAGGUACUUACUGCAGUAUCAAACAUUAUAGGUUAAGACUUCAACACCCUAAAAAGGAGAAGAAAAGAGCUAGCAUGCGAGGAGUAGUUAUACAGGAAAGAUCUGUUUCAAUUCUGGGCUUCAGACAGUUGAAAAAGUGGCAAAUUGAACAUUAUAGUCAGAUUAGCAUUUCGUCGCUUAAAUGCUUCCUCGCUAAAUGCUUAGAAAUUAUGACUUAUAGCUCAAAUAAGACAUUUUUACGUUACAUUAGGAGUCAAGAGCUUCCGGUCGCUAACAAUAUCGUAUCAACAACCUUUUUUAUUGUUUGGCUUUGUGGUCCAGCACAUGUUAGGCUUCCAGAUUUCAACAGUUAUGCAAAGCUAAGCUCCUUUAGUCAGAGUCGAGUCCAUAGCAAAGGUGUACAAGAAGGCAAAGUCAGACUAGGGUGAAAUACUCCAGUGAAACACAUUUGCUUAAAGAUUUUCUCUUCAGCUGUAUAAUAUGGUGUUAUAGUGUGGUUUGGAACUGAGAACCACCCUGACCAAAAUGCUAGCUGUAACAGUGCCCAGUUUCAAAUAUGAACGCAAAUAGCCUAGCACCAACCAAAAAAAAGCGUGCCCCGACACUUGAUCUUCUUUUUAUGUCUGUCUAUGAAUUGGUGGGUGGAUAACGGGCUAAAAAUUGCUGAGGAACAAGGUUUUAUUCGUGGACCAUGUUAUAAUUUGUCGGGUCUUAAAGUUCCCAGCGUUCCAGCCUUCCAGUGUCUAUACCGACUUAAUCGUGUUUAGGGUCGCCAGAUGGGGCCUCUCCCAGCUAUGAACGGGCAAGCAGCAGGAAACGGCCUGAACAAGUCAACAGUCCAUCGUAAGACCAAGAAUUUGGUCCUAGAGCCAGCCUUUGUACCGCAAUGUCAACCCGAACAUUUCCACACCUAUCGUGUUAAAUCUAUUUUAUAACUUUGAGAUGCACCAAUAAUCUGGCUAGAGACAGACCCCGCCAAAUUUCCCUUGAUGGACUCUGAUCAGCGAUGGCAGAUUGAGACUAAAUUGGAACCAUUCAAAAUCUGAAUCAACUGGUCAGACCUCAACGAAAACCGGACAUCCCUAUUAGCCAGGAUAAGCCCGAUUGGUGCAUCUCAAGAAGUAGUAUUAGAUGUAUACAUUUUGUUGAAUCUACAGUGGAAGACUUAACUAUGUUGUAGUGUUUGAGUACUGUUCUAGGAGGAAAGCAAGUCGCUUAAAAUUGGUAUUGGUAUUAUUAUUAUUAUUAUUAUUGUAUGAUGUUUAGUUUAUAAUUUUUUUAAUUUAAAGGUGUAGAAAUCCUGAAAGAGCAUCAGUUGAAACUCAGCAAAUACCUGGAACUACUUGACUAACUGAGUGGCCUUACAGUAUGUGACCCACAUGAUAUGAUACCGUGUUAAUUUCUGUCUUAAUGUAUUUUCCGCUGUCAUUAUUUCUUCCAUAUUUAGUUAAUGUUUUUUUCCUGCUGGCUAUAAUCCUUUUAGACAGGAGGUCAAAUCGUAAUAGCCAGCGGUUCCUCCGUCUUAACGCUAUAAUCUGUUCAAAGGCUCGCCGAGGUAAAUCAUUCCUUUUCUCUCUGCUGUGAUGGAGCUAAUCAGUGUAUCGUGACAGAUCAUUAAACGGCUUUUGAAAUGCCAAAUCAAAAACCGUCCUUCUAUGUUUUAAAAAAUGUAUGUUCUCAGCCACCCUAUGUGUUUAAGAUGAGUUUGCUAGCCUUAUCACUGUUUUGCUCUCAGCAUGUUUUUUUUGGGACGUCACGCGUUGCGUCAUGUGGAGUUGUGCCGGCGAACCGCGUCACAGCCGAUACGUCCUGGUCAGUGUUUCAAGGCCAUCCGUGACAAAGAUUCAUAGGACUGAGUCCAGUCAUGUUAGUUUAUCAAUAGGCUUGUUUUUACUGUUUAAAAACUGAGAGUCAUAUGUUCUUCUUUAGGGUCACAGGAAAGCACUUUAUUGCAAGCAUGUUGACAGUUUUCUUUUUUUUUUUGCAACUUGAAUUUAUAUAUUUAAGAGUUAGUGACGGUAGGGAUGAGGUGCUUCUUGUUAAAGUUGCCUUGUGAGAUUGCCUAUGAAUGUCUCUGAAGAUGUGCGUGCACUCGGUCUGGCUCUACGCUGGGUGCACCUAUGAAUAUAAUGUUAUGCUGUUGUAUUUAAAGAAAGUUAUGUAUUUAAGUAUUUAAGUUACCUUUGUAUGAUAAUGCCCCAGUGAACUAUUUAUCUUGUCUUUUCCAUUUCUCCUUAUCUUGGUAGGAAACACCUUUUUUGACUGUAGUGCAAAUGUUACUGUUUGUCCAUGUUGCUCAGUCUUUAAAAUAAAGGACUAUACUGUAGAGGGA